UUUUAUUUUCUAUUUUGUAGCCGGCAAAUGCAGAUAGCACAAGUCUACAAAUCCAGCAUCCGGGACAGUUGUUUGUAGAUCCAUUCUACAAUCGAUUUUUUUAUAAAAUUUUUUUGUUAUUUGGGAAAACGGUUUCUGAAGUGCAAAUAUACGGAACAACAACAAUUACGAAAAUUGUUUGUGCGCGUGUGUGUGUUAGAGAGAGAGAGAGGGGAUUUAGCGAAAAUAACUGAAACAGUUAAGAAGGCAUAGGAGGGUGCAUCGUAGUGUGUAUAGGAGAGUUAUCUUCAUUAUCUUAAUAAUUAAUAAUAAAAAUUAAGAAAAAACGUCGCCGACGCCACCCAAAAGAAAGUGUCGCCGCUACCACUCCAAUAUACACAAACACAGACGCUUACACAGACGUACACGUUCGUAGCCGUCGAGAGGAAGAAGGAGCGCGGCAAAACAAGAUUGUAAAGAGUGCGAGAGAGAAAACGAAUGAAACGCCGACAGGCGACAAAGUGAAAUUAACAAUAAACGCAUAAUUUAUUUAAAAUAACAACCAAUCAAACAAUCAGUAGAAAUAAUUAAGAAAGCGCGUCUAUCGGCCAGCAUCAACAAAGCAACAACAAAAUGGCAACAUUAAAUAAAUUCACGAAAACCCUCUCCAUUGAUGAAAAGACAGAGAUCAAAGAGAAAUUCACAGAGCUGGAUGCGAACAAGGACGGCUUCAUCGAUCUGCACGAGCUGAAGGAUGCCCUCAAUCAGGUGGGAUUCAAGCUGGCCGGCUAUCAGGUGCGCGAGAUGAUCGAUGAGUUCAAGAGCAAACAGAGGACGGCGCAUCAGGGCAAGCUGAAUCUGGAGGAAUUCGAGACGCUGUGCCUGGACCUGAAGAGCAAGGAUGUGGCCAGCACGUUCAAGACGGUGGUGUCCAAGAAGGAGAACCUGGAGACGCUCGGCGGCAUGUCGAGCAGCUCGUCCGAGGGCACAACGCACUCGGUGCGACUGGAGGAGCAGCUGGCCUUCUCCGACUGGAUCAACUCGAAUCUGGGGCACGACAAGGACCUGCAGCAUCUGCUGCCCAUCGAUAGCGAGGGCAAGCGGCUGUAUCUGAGCAUCAAGGAUGGCAUCUUGCUGUGCAAGAUCAUCAACCACUCCUGCCCCGACACCAUCGACGAGCGCGCCAUCAACAAGAAGAACCUGACCGUCUACCGCGAGUUUGAGAACCUGACGCUGGCCCUCGUCUCCUCGCAGGCCAUCGGCUGCAACAUCGUCAACAUCGAUGCCCACGAUCUGGCCAAGGGCAAGCCCCAUCUGGUGCUGGGUCUGCUCUGGCAGAUCAUCCGCAUCGGCCUCUUCAGCCACAUCACCCUGGACAGCUGUCCCGGCCUCGCCGGCCUCCUCUUCGACAACGAGCGUCUCGAGGACCUCAUGAAGAUGUCGCCCGAGGCCAUUCUCCUGCGCUGGGUCAACCACCAUCUGGAGCGUGCCGGCAUCUCGCGCCGCUGCACCAACUUCCAGUCGGACAUUGUCGACUCGGAGAUCUACUCGCAUCUGCUCAAGCAGAUCGCCGGCAACGAUGCCGACGUCAAUCUGGAUGCGCUGCGCGAGGCCGAUCUGCAGCAGCGGGCCGAGAUCAUGCUCCAGCAGGCGGGCAAGCUCCACUGCCGCAGCUUCCUCACGCCCCAGGAUGUCGUCAACGGUGUCUACAAGCUGAAUCUGGCCUUUGUCGCCAAUCUGUUCAACAACCAUCCCGGCCUGGACAAGCCCGAGCAGAUCGAGGGACUCGAAUCCAUCGAGGAGACGCGCGAGGAGAAGACUUACCGCAACUGGAUGAACUCGAUGGGCGUGUCGCCGCAUGUGAACUGGCUGUACUCGGAUCUGGCCGAUGGCCUGGUCAUCUUCCAGCUGUUUGACGUCAUUAAGCCGGGCAUCGUCAACUGGAGCCGCGUCCACAAGCGCUUCACGCCGCUGCGCAAGUUCAUGGAGAAGCUGGAGAACUGCAACUAUGCCGUCGAUCUGGGCAAGCAGCUGAAAUUCUCGCUGGUCGGCAUUGCUGGCCAGGACUUGAACGAUGGCAAUGCCACACUGACACUGGCCCUCAUCUGGCAGCUGAUGCGCGCCUACACGCUGUCCAUUUUGUCGCGACUGGCCAACACCGGCAAUCCGAUCAUCGAGAAGGAGAUCGUACAGUGGGUGAACAAUCGCCUGGCGGAGGCCGGCAAGCAGUCGCAGCUGCGCAACUUCAACGAUCAUGCCAUUGCCGAUGGUAAGAUUGUGAUCGAUCUGAUCGAUGCGAUCAAGGAGGGCAGCAUCAACUACGAAUUGGUUCGCACCAGCGGCACGCAGGAGGAUAAUCUGGCCAAUGCCAAGUAUGCCAUCUCCAUGGCCCGCAAGAUCGGUGCCCGCGUGUACGCCCUGCCCGAGGACAUCACCGAAGUGAAGCCGAAAAUGGUAAUGACCGUCUUCGCCUGCAUGAUGGCCCUCGACUAUGUGCCCAACAUGGACAGCGUUGACCAGAACAACCACAACAACAGCACCCCAGUGGUUGCCACCAACAACAGCAAUUAGCAAGCAGCAGGCAGCAAACAGCAACAGCAAACAGCAACAGCAAACAGCAACAGCAAACAGCAACUCAAUUAUAAAAUAUAUAAAACAAAAUGAAGGAAUUAUAUGGAUAAGCACGAGAUUGAGAACUAUAAUGAAGGGAAGACUAAAACAGAGCGUUUUUCGUAUUUGCUAAUUUACUCUAAAAAAAAAAGCUCUAAAAAUUGUAAACAAUUUGACCCCGCGUCCCCUCCCCCUCCAGCUCCAGCUCCCCGCCACAAAACUGUUCUUCUAACGUUAAUUUUUAUUUAAAUAAUUUUUUUUUUGUUUAUUUGCUCAUUUUGAUCAUUUUUUUAUUAUAUGUAUAUUUAUAUAUAUACGAGAGGGGUCCCACCGACCCCCAUUGUAAUUAAGCGAAACCAUUUUGAGAGAAUGCCGCGCAUCUUUUUUGGGUGCCUGGCAGCGGCGGCGGCGGCGAGUUGAUGUUUUUUUUAUAUUAGAUUUUGUUUAACAAUCGUUUAAGUUAUUCAACCAUAUACAUAGCAAACAGCAAUAGCAUUGGCAACGGCAACUGCAACCCCACGGUAACCUUAUUUUAUAAAUAAAGGUAUUGCGUUUUCUGCUAUAAGUUAAAGAAAAGAAAACAAAACAAAAACAAAAACACGAGGCAAAGAUUUACGUGCAAGAUUAAGAAGGAAUUAAAAAAUUGUAAUAUUAACAAACGAAAUGGAGAGAAAACAAUUAACUUUGUAAUAUAUAUACAAAUAUAUUUAUAUAAACGAUUACGAUAUGCGCCUAUAUACAUACAUACAUACAUACAUAAUAUAUAUAUAUAUUAUACAUAUAUACAAAGCUAUAUAUUUUUGCAUAAACGGGAACGACCGUUGAUGGAUGGUUAGAAAAU
Messenger RNA from Drosophila obscura, 3430 nucleotides. RefSeq names its product plastin-1 (gene Fim). Gene Ontology annotation, molecular function: actin filament binding; calcium ion binding. The record is from RefSeq and is a predicted model, not a curated record. The transcript is spliced from 5 exons. Gene Ontology annotation, biological process: actin filament network formation; actin filament bundle assembly. Bases 613 to 2550 code for a protein of 645 amino acids. NCBI's taxonomy places the organism in Eukaryota, Metazoa, Arthropoda, Insecta, Diptera, Drosophilidae. Gene Ontology annotation, cellular component: actin filament; actin filament bundle; cytoplasm.